Messenger RNA from Mesorhabditis spiculigera, 258 nucleotides. Lineage: Eukaryota; Metazoa; Nematoda; Chromadorea; Rhabditida; Rhabditidae. The record is from the annotation of a GenBank genome assembly.
AUGGUAAGAUGGAGUUUCGAAUACUACUUGGAUGACUAUCGGACUUCCGGGGAUCAGUCCGACCCGACGAAGGGCGUUGAUCGGGAGGACGAACGUCGCUGGCGGCAUCAAGAAGAGUGGAUGACGCUCGGCUACUUGUUUUUCAUGAUCAUCACCAAGUUACCCGUAAUUUACGUCUACUACCAAUUUUUACGCGAUCGCCAAAUUGUUCAAGAUCGGGGCAACCGUGUGGAGAAGAUGCCGGUGCAGAUGCUGAAU